Messenger RNA from Lacerta agilis (Sand lizard), 916 nucleotides. Its product is annotated as dispanin subfamily A member 2b-like. The record is from RefSeq and is a predicted model, not a curated record. Bases 30 to 425 code for a protein of 131 amino acids. Gene Ontology annotation, biological process: response to interferon-beta; host-mediated suppression of symbiont invasion; negative regulation of viral genome replication. The transcript is spliced from 2 exons. Gene Ontology annotation, cellular component: plasma membrane. Lineage: Eukaryota; Metazoa; Chordata; Lepidosauria; Squamata; Lacertidae.
UCCUCCCGCUCUCGCCGCCCCGCGUUGCCAUGCAGCCCGUGUCGUCCCCGGUUGCCCUCAGAGUAGCUCCGUACGACCCGUACAGGCCCCGUACCCCGCCCCCCGCGAACCCCUACCCCUACCCAGUGGGCUGCGUCGUCGUCCAGCCCCCGCAAGACUUCGUCAUCUGGUCGGUGUUUAGUUUAGCCGUCAUGAACCACUUCUGCCUCGGCUUCGCCGCUCUCAUUUUCUCCAUCAAGUCAAGGGAUUGUAAAGUCAUGGGAGAUCCUGAAGGUGCAGCUUUGCAUGGCAGGAAAGCAAAGUACCUGAAUAUCGUUGCUUUGAUAGUGGGAAUCAUAUUCUUCAUUAGUAUGGUUGUCGUGGUUGCGUCUGAUCCACCACCUUUCCAUAGAGCAGUGAAAGCAAUACUGCAGAGAUACCAAUGAUUCAAGCUGGCUAAGUUGGAACUUGUGUGUCAAGGAUAUUCUGCUCAUUUAUAUGUAAGUGUGCAUUGGCUACACUUUCUUCUGCUUUGAUUAUACCCACUUUGCUCUUAACACCUGCAAGGAAUGAGGCAGUCUAAAGAAGACAGGACAUCCGGCACAUCUGAAGAUAUAAAGGUUUAUGCUCUUCUUUGCAGCUCUAUAAUCCCACCUUGUUUACAAGGACUAUGAAAGGUUAGGGUGAUCAUUCUCAACUUCUUUAUCCAGUUUGUGUUUCUCAAUACCUGUCUCAAUGUUUGAGUGAUGUUUUCUUUGUCCUAAAGUCUGGAUUUGUGGCCUUCCUAGUUCAUGAUGUUGUUGGGAACCAUCACUCUUUCUGUUCCAUUUUUCAGUUUUUUCACAAGUUUCUCAAUUAAAUUGUGUAUUAGAGCUUUCAUAUAUUGAAAUACGAAGUCUCUGUUGAAUUCUCUGCAAAUAAAGGCAUAUCCUUUUGA